Molecule: messenger RNA, 651 nt
Organism: Hydractinia symbiolongicarpus
Lineage: Eukaryota; Metazoa; Cnidaria; Hydrozoa; Anthoathecata; Hydractiniidae
Exons: 3
Coding region: 1-651 (216 amino acids)
Source: RefSeq, a predicted model, not a curated record
AUGUCCGAAGUUAGAGGAUUGUACUCUAUCUACAAUGAAGCAGCUCUAGUUUUUGGUCAUCCUGGUUUACAAAGUCAAAAUAUUGACAGGCUGGUGGAUAAAAACCAUUUAGUUAUUGCGCAGGGUAGAAAUACAUUCCGCCACGAUUCUGUUUUAAAAGAACUUGUGGAGUUGCUCACUACUUUUUCUGGUGCCUACACUCCUGGUAAAAAGUCUAAACUUACAGGUCUUUUACAUCUCGCCUGCGAUUGGAUGAUUUUGUCAGACUUAAAGGACGGAUUUGUUUUCCCUGGGCAUAUUGCUUUAGCAUCACUCAGGCCAGAUCUCGUUAUCUAUUCCAACAAAAGGAGGUAUGUGAUUGUGAUAGAGCUUACCUGUCCAUGCGAGGAAAAUAUGGAAACUUGGCAUUCAACUAAGAUGUCCAAAUACAAUCCUCUGGAGAACAUCAUCAAACAAAACGGUUGGCAUAUAGAUCUUUUUGCCAUCGAAGUAGGUGCCAGAGGCUACUGCUCUCGAUCUGUUUCUUCUUGUUUGAAAAGACUGGGAUUGGAUCGCAGAAAAACUUUUCAAGCUGCUCGUCAACUUGGUGACAUGUGCAUGAAAGCUUCUUUCUGUAUUUGGGUCGCUAGAAAUACAAAGGUAUGGAAUUAA